Molecule: messenger RNA, 5038 nt
Organism: Wasmannia auropunctata (little fire ant)
Lineage: Eukaryota; Metazoa; Arthropoda; Insecta; Hymenoptera; Formicidae
Product: facilitated trehalose transporter Tret1-like
Exons: 3
Coding region: 2121-3698 (525 amino acids)
Biological process (GO): transmembrane transport
Cellular component (GO): membrane
Molecular function (GO): transmembrane transporter activity
Source: RefSeq, a predicted model, not a curated record
UAAUUAAGUUGACACGCAUGUUGAACGACAGUGAAUCUUAGCAAUUAGAACGCGGAAUAAACGGCUUCCACAUAUAAUCAGAAUUUCUAUCGGUACACAGUUUUCCGUUGCAAAAAAAUAACCUGAUUAAUUUAAUAGUGAAACUGCUCGUGCAAAUGAUACAAUCAGUAUCACGGCAUUAUCAAACAUAUAAGCUUGUUAGAACAAAGUUUCAAAGUAAAUUUGCUUUUAAUGAUAAAUGUGGAAGUAAUGACGUGCAAUGAAAUCCUCUUGAUAACCGUAUGACCGUAUUGUUAAGGAAUUACGUGUCUUGCAUCUAAAAAAUAUACGUCAGUGCACCUUUUGAUUGCGGCAAUGAAAGAUCGGUUUACAAAUGUGUCACGACGGAAUAAAUUCUCUAAAUCACUAGGAAACUUCUGCAAAGCCACAGCUUUGAAACGUCAGAUUAUCCCAGAUCGCGCGCGUAUUCCAAGAGAACCGAAACUAUCCGCUCUGAAACGCAAUCAGCUUAACUCCGAAACGCAAUAAAUCCCUUUGACGCAUCGCGUGCUUGUUGUUCCCGUUACUGAAUCGCCGAAAGCGCGCGAUUAAGACCCCGGAUCGAUCGAUUCCCUUUUUCGCCGGUGGAAGCGAAAAGGUUGACGUAAAAGCGUACCCUUCGAGGGCCAUCCUUCACCAAUUCGAUAAAAAAAAAAAAAGCGAAGAUAAAAUUCCUAUGGCCCACAUGUUUCUCUAUACUCGACGCUAAUGGGUUUCGACGAUGGCGAACAGAACUCGGAUAAAUCGAGUCGUUCAUGGAGGCCGAUUGAGCGGUUCAACUCGAUGCUUGACAUUUUCUCGCGACAAUUAACAACUGUAUCGUCUGUCAUCGCGGUUUGUUUGAGAACGCGCGUAUACAUCGCAUACGCGCGAGACGUGAGAUAAGCCGCGGUGAAUCUUCGUAUGGGUUCGUACGGACAAAAAUACCGCGGUGCGCGCUGCCGAGAUAAUGGAGAAUAUCAUGCAGGAGAUAAGAAAACAAGAGAGGCACUAGGAUCUCCUCUCCGUGGACCACGAAGCGCAUCACCAUAGUAGGAACGACGAACGACCGCCUGUUGCUCGUUACCAGUCAGCGAAAGAAGACGCAGCGGGCCUUCAAUCAUUAUUUCCCAGGCGUAGUGGUACUUAAUGUGUACCAGUUUAUAAUUAACGACAGUCGGAUUAAGGCCAAUUGGACGCGAAGACGGUCGUGAGUCGUUUGUAGCCAUGGCGCUGGAGCUGAUUAUAAAGUAACGGAUAUAUUAGAUCGGGAUUGAUUGAACCACAUCGAUAAGACGCGGCUGACUCUGCGUCCAACGCGGUUUCGAUUCCCAGAAGUUACCAGUGUUUAGCUAGUCGCGGUCGAUGGAAGUGCUAAGCGAAUAGCCGUUGAAAAUUACAGUUGACAACUAGUCGCUUAAUUGCGACACCUUGGUGUGUGUGUCGUUAAGUAGAUACGGAAAUAAGAAAACACAUCAAUGAGAUAUUAAAAUAAAAAUUAAACUAAUUAUUUUUCGGACUGUCGAAGUUAAAUAUUUCGUGUGAUCGCGAUGAGCACGCAGGCGAUAAUAACCUUCGAGCGGUAAUAUUUCUUUGAAAUAAACUUUAGAGAUAUAUAUGAGUAUAUAUGAAACAAGGACGCUUCUUGUAAAACACAAUGAAGUAAUAUUGUUGUUGUAUGAUAUCUGCCGAUAUUUGUUUAGACUGUGAACUGAAGUGAAAAAAAUAACAAAAACAUCCGUGCCGACUCACAUUGGCUUUAUUUCGAUAGCUUUUGAAAAAUAAGAGAGAGAGAGAGAGAGAGAGAGAAUUGUAAUAAGUAAAUGUUAACAGCUAUAAGCCGCGCGUCGCCUGAAUAGCGACUACGAGUGUUUUGGGAAAACUCAGUGAGCACCAGUCAGAAAGGAGCGACACUGCCGAUCACAUUCCCACCGUAUGUGUUCCAACCGUAUUGUUACCAACUGAAAGUAUCGAUACCCGUGUGACCUAAAAUUAAGGGUAUUCAAUAAAGCUCGGGGAAACUACUUGUUGGAUUCGUCGUUGAAGGCUGAAGCUUCGGAAACGCCAGAAGAAAUAGGGCACCCGUUCCAUUUUCGUCUCACAUGGCUACGACCACAAAUAUCGACGUGCUAAAGGAGGCGGGACCAAGGAGGGAAACUGUGCCGCAAGACUCGUCUUCCCAGGACAAGCGCCACGACGAACAAACGACGAGGCGCGAACGGACACAAUGGAGGCAAUGGCUGGCGUGCAUAUCAGCGACUCUAUCCAUGGUAGCGGUCGGCACCGUCUACGGAUGGACCACCACGUCGCUCUCGCGGCUCACAUCUGGCGCCGGCGACGUCCCAAUGAAGAUAACCGACGACGAGGGUUCGUGGAUUGUGUCGCUGACGGUGAUCGGCUCAAUGAUCGGCCCGUUCCUCGGUGCCAGUCUCGCCGACAGAUACGGUCGUAAAAAGUGCCUUCUGUUCGCCAGCGGUUUCUUCAUCGUCGGCUGGACAGUCGUCUUCUUCGCCCAGACCGUCGUCGCCCUCUACAUCUCUAGGGUGAUUCUCGGCAUUGGGGUGGGCAUCUCGUACACCACCAAUCCGAUGUACGUGUCGGAGGUCGCCGACGUCGAGAUCAGAGGCGCCCUCGGCACUCUGAUCGCCGUGAACGUGUUCACCGGUUCUCUACUGACGUGCAGUAUCGGUCCGUGGGUAUCGUAUCAAGUUCUGACGGCCGUACUCCUCGCGGUGCCCAUAAUUUUCGUGAUAUGCUUCUCCUGGUUCCCCGAGACUCCCGCCUUCCUCGCGACCAGGGGUCGCAGAGCGGAAGCCACCAGGUCCCUGGCAUUCUUCAAAGGGAUCCGCGAUCGCGACGAGGCGAGGAGAGAACUCGAAUACACUUUACGUAAUGUUUUUAUCGAAGAUGUUUGCGACAACACUCCAGUGACCGGUCCCGGGGCACGAACGGAGCCGGUUAAGCGCAGCUGGAUGGCCAAGUUAAAGCUGAUGCUGUUGCCUAGCAACGCCCGAGCUCUCGGCAUCAUACUCAGUCUAAUUGCGACGCAGCAACUUAGCGGAAACUUUAGCACUAUACAGUAUCUUGAAGUGCUCUUCAAGAAAGCGGCGAUCGGCAUAGAUUCCAACGUGGCCACGAUACUCGUGCUCGCGGUCGGACUCAUCUCAUGCGGAUUAUCAACCGCGACGGUCGAAGGCGCGGGCAGACGUCCGCUACUGAUCGUCUCCACCCUGGGUUCCUCCGUUACUUUGGCGAUUCUUGCAAUAUAUCUCAUGAUGGACGCGAGGGGCGUCGACGUGUCAGCGGCAAAUCUUCUUCCGGUGAUCGAUGUAAUCGUCUUCCAGGUGGUCUUCCAGAUCGGUUUGGGUACUCUACCAAACGCGCUGAUCGGCGAAUUGUUCCCCACUGAGGUGAAGGCGUUCGCCGGUGCGAUCGUCAUCCUUUUCGACGGCAUGCUUGGCUUCAUCGUGUCGAAAUUGUAUCAGGUAAUCGGCGACUGGUUGGGCGCCGAUACCGUCUACUACUUCUUCGCGGCGUCGUGCUUACUGGCGUUCGUGAUGGUGAUAUUCACCGUGCCUGAGACCAAAGGUCGGACGUUCCGUGAGAUUCAGGAACUUCUGAAAAGUGGCGAGAAGAAGACGGUGGCCGCCGAAUCGCAGGAGCGAAGUAACAUGGCAUGACAAAGAGAAACGUGUCGCACCUCUUACUGGACACGGUGCGAACUCAUUUACGAGAUAAUGUCAUCGAACGUUCUUUUUAAAAUGACGGACUUUGAAACGGCGAUUACUUACUCUCAACUGUACAUAAAACAUAUGUUUGCGAGCUUUUCAAGCAACAAAGAACGGAUCGCAAAGGUGAAAUCGCCUUUGCCCCGCGGUUUGUAUUUACCACGGUUUUUCUCAUACCUGCCAUCGGGAAAUAAAGUGGCUUUUAUUAAUACCGUUUUUACCGCGUAUAAAUUCAUCCCGAUAUAGAUUUCAUUCGUGUUCCUUCAACUGUAAGUAUUUUUCGCCUGCAGUAUUCCCAAGAUUAUAUUGUCGUCGUAAAAUUCACCAUUUAUAUUUAUUAAAACUUCGCUAUAAAAACUGUCUUUAUAUAGCGCUUUUAUCAUUUCCCUUUUUUUCGCUCCGGAUGUUAGGCGGAUCGGAUAUUUAACGGGACGUCAAGACUUCACGAGUUUCUCGUGCAUACAAGAUAAAAUAUUUAAGUAAGGAAAAACUAUGUGAGAGAGAAAUGGAAAUAAAAAGAACUGGCAAGUAAAAAUUUCUAGUAAACACGCCGCAUCUCUUAUACAGCGAGCGUAAAAAUCAUAGGCGACGGUUAAACAUUGAGAUGAAGAGAGAGGGGGAGAGAAAAAGACGCUUGAAAAAUCGCGAGAAUGUUCCGCAAUAAAGAAGAAAAAGAAAAUGUAAUGGGAAACCUCCAGAGUUCCGGUAUUGUCGAGAGAGAGAGGCGACUUUAACGUUUCCAUAACCGACUGACUAAACAUACAUUUUCGCACAUGUUUUGUAUAUUGUUUUAUAUUAAAUAUUCUGUUAAAUGUAAUUUAUUAUAAAUACAAUUUUCAUGAUAUUCUUUCAAGCAAAGCAAUCAGUAAAGCAAUCAUCUAUAUCUGCGCCAUUACGGUAAGAAAAUAUACGUUUAUACAGCCGCAGAACUCAUUUGUAAACGUGACGCAAUCCUCGCGCGAUGCUUUUUCCCCGAUAAGUUUAAGUCAAAGUCGUAAAAAUUUCAAUUUACGAAACAUCCGGUGUAUAAGGAAUUCGCACGCAACCUAGCCUCUUGCGCGACAGUGCGGCAGACAAAAUAUAAAAACAGUAAUUUUUUGUCAACCGAGCGCGUAUUCUAAAAUCUAAAUCUAAAACAACGAAUUGGCAGCUAUCAGAUUUCAAUCGUGUUUUCUGUGUAAACAAACAUAUACGCACGCACCAUCUUUUUGCAUGUAGAAUGAAAAACAAAUGUUUUAUUGUAAAUAUGUCAGAAUGUUGUUCGCAACAAAUACAAACAUUCCUUAAAUCGA